CGCCCCUCCCCCGCAGCUCGGCGCAGCCCUGGCCGGGCGCUAGCGGCAGGAGGAGGAGCUGCGGCUGUAGCCACGGGCUAGGUCGGCACCGCGGGAAGCUGCCGACGACUGCGCGGGCUGUUGCUGGUCCCCGCGUGAAAGAGGCGCGGGCAGCCCCGGAGUCAUGGAUCCCAGUGACGCGGCGCACCCCGGUCCAGGGAGGGCUGUUUGGACGCUGGCGCCGCGGCUGCUGCUGCUGCCACUGUUGCCAGUGCUGCUGGGUCGGGGGCUGCGGCUCGGGGCCGCGGCCUCCUCCUCUGGGGCGGCGGCUGAGGACAGCAGCGCCAUGGAGGAGCUCGCCACCGAGAAGGAGGCGGAGGAAAGCCACAGGCAGGACAGCGUGAGCCUGCUCACCUUCAUCCUGCUGCUCACCCUCACCAUCCUCACAAUCUGGCUCUUCAAGCACCGCCGGGUGCGCUUCCUGCACGAGACCGGGCUGGCCAUGAUCUAUGGACUCAUUGUUGGAGUGAUCCUGAGGUAUGGCACCCCUGCUACCAGCGGACAUGACAAGUCACUCAGCUGUACUCAGGAAGAUAGAGCCUUUAGCACCUUAUUAGUGAAUGUCAGUGGCAAGUUCUUUGAAUACACUUUGAAAGGAGAAAUCAGCCCUGGCAAGAUCAAUAAUGUGGAGCAGAAUGACAUGCUGCGGAAGGUAACAUUUGAUCCAGAGGUAUUUUUCAACAUUCUGCUGCCUCCAAUUAUUUUCCAUGCUGGAUACAGUUUAAAGAAGAGACACUUUUUCAGAAAUCUUGGAUCAAUUCUGGCCUACGCCUUCUUUGGGACAGCGGUUUCCUGCUUCAUUAUUGGAAAUCUUAUGUAUGGGGUGGUGAAACUCAUGAAGAUUGUGGGCCAGCUCUCUGAUAAAUUUUACUACACGGAUUGUCUCUUUUUUGGAGCAAUUAUCUCUGCCACUGACCCAGUGACUGUGUUGGCAAUCUUUAAUGAACUGCAUGCAGAUGUGGAUCUUUAUGCUCUUCUGUUUGGAGAGAGUGUCCUGAAUGAUGCUGUUGCCAUUGUACUGUCCUCGUCUAUUGUUGCCUAUCAGCCAGCAGGACUAAAUACCCACGCUUUUGAUGCUGCUGCCUUUUUUAAGUCAGUUGGCAUUUUUCUAGGUAUAUUUAGUGGCUCUUUUACGAUGGGAGCUGUAACUGGUGUUGUGACUGCUUUAGUGACCAAGUUUACUAAGCUGCACUGCUUCCCCCUGCUGGAGACAGCGCUCUUUUUCCUGAUGUCCUGGAGCACGUUUCUUUUGGCUGAAGCCUGUGGAUUUACAGGUGUUGUAGCUGUCCUUUUCUGUGGGAUUACACAGGCUCAUUAUACAUACAACAAUCUGUCAGUAGAAUCAAGAAGUCGAAGCAAGCAGCUUUUUGAGGUGUUACACUUUCUGGCGGAGAACUUCAUCUUCUCCUAUAUGGGCCUAGCACUGUUCACCUUCCAGAAGCAUGUUUUCAGCCCCAUUUUCAUCAUUGGUGCUUUUGUUGCCAUCUUCCUGGGCAGAGCUGCGCAUAUCUAUCCUCUCUCCUUCUUCCUCAACCUGGGCAGAAGGCACAAGAUUGGUUGGAAUUUUCAACACAUGAUGAUGUUUUCAGGCCUGAGGGGAGCAAUGGCAUUUGCACUUGCCAUCCGUGACACGACAUCCUAUGCCCGCCAGAUGAUGUUCACAACCACGCUGCUCAUUGUCUUCUUCACUGUAUGGGUCAUCGGUGGAGGCACCACGCCAAUGCUGUCAUGGCUCAAUAUAAGAGUUGGUGUUGACCCAGAUCAAGACCCGCCACCUAACAACGACAGCUUUCAAGUCUUACAAGGGGAUGGCCUGGAUUCUGCUGGAGGAAGCCGGACAAAGCAGGAGAGUGCAUGGAUAUUCAGGCUGUGGUAUGGGUUUGAUCACAAUUACUUGAAGCCCAUUCUCACCCACAGUGGUCCCCCGCUAAGCACCACUCUCCCAGCCUGGUGUGGCUUGCUAGCUCGAUGUCUGACCAGUCCCCAGGUGUAUGAUAAUCAAGAGCCGCUGAGAGAAGAUGACUCUGAUUUCAUCCUGACGGAGGGUGACCUCACUGUGACCUACGGAGACAGCACUGUGACAGCAAAUGGCUCUUCGAGCUCCUACACAGCCUCCACAAGUCUCGAGGGUGGUCGGAGAACAAAAAACAGCUCGGAGGAAGUGUUUGAACGAGACCUGGGAAUGGGAGAUCACAAGGUUUCCAGUCGGGGUACCCCCCUUGUGUUUCCACUACAGGAAAAUGCAUGACUUCACCCUAAGUCCUGAAGGAUCAGGGAGGCUCUCAUGAGGAUGAGGAUGGCCGAAUGCCCCAGUGUGUUUGAGGUGUGACAUUGACUGGGUUAAACUAAUGUUUCUAUUUCAUUGGGCCCUGAAACUAUCAUCACUUAAAACUUAACCCCAAACUCGGAUGCUGGAACUAAAACUUCUCUAAAUUAAGACAAAUGCAGACCUAAUCCCACUUUUUCACAUUGUAGUACACUGUUUCAGAGUUCAACAAAGUAAUAGCAUGCUUCAAUGGUUUCUCACUUCACUUCCUGCAGCAUCUGACAAUGGUGGGGCAGAUACGGGGCUGUAGUGCCAGUCUAGCUGGCCUUAAGGAACAUGAAGUUGGAAGGACAAGUUAGACAAAAAGACGGUGAAGAAAGGGAACUGAAAUCAGACUCAGUGGUGCUAGAUGCUGGUGUUCCACCAGACAGUAGAGCCCCUGGCUCUGAAGACUUACACAGCUGCAUCCUCCUGCCAGAGUCCUAGCUGUUCCGUCUGUGUUGCUCCUAGACUGAAGAUUAGGAAGCAUGUCCAUAGGCUGGGCAUUAGCUCAAUGACAGAAUGCUAGAGUGCUUGCCUACAAUGCACAAGACUCUGGGUUCCAUCCCCAGCACGCAAAAAGUGUGUGUGUGGUGGGGAGGUUCCAAGAGCAUUUCAGUAUGGGGAAAAGAAGUCUAGUUCCUUCUCUGGAAAUCUUUAUAAAAGAGUUACUGAAAUGUUUAAAACUAAAGGCAAAUCAUGUUCUGUUCUUUUUUAAUUAAUGUGAGGACAGGAGGUGUUGAGAACCUGUUGACGAUAGCACUGCAAUACUCACUUGACUUUGGAGGUUACUAUGUGAGCCCACUGCCUGGAUGCUCACUGCUAGACUGAGGUAUAUCUACCACAUGGUUUGAGAUAACAUGGAUACUGCUAUUGCAGGAAGAAAUGCAAGAGGCCACAGACUGUGGUUAGAGGAAAGAAAUUUCAUUGUGAAUAAUAACCUGCAAAGAAAAGAUAGAAAUCUUCAUUAUUAUUUUACAUCAAUUUCAUUUUGAAACAUCCAAAAAAGGUAAUUCCAAAAUCACACUCAACGGAAUAUAGAACUUGAUUUGUUAUAAAUUAUAUAAAUGUAUAUGUUCAAGUAAAGGCUGAGUUUCCAAAGCCACCUAUCUUUAGGACAAAAACUUCAAUAUUUUUAAUAAUCCCUUUCCCAUUGGUACUAUUUUCAACACCUAGAAGAUGAAAAUCAUUCUGAUGCUUUCUCCAGGAAUCAAAGCUGACUCAUCUCUUUGUAUGUGAGAGGAGCAUCCCCUUCUUGUAGUCUAGGUCUUAUUGCCAUGCUCCAUUCUGAUUUUUGAACCUUUUCUUCCAGACAGCCUGAUUUGGUUUACUUUCUUCAGGAAUUAUCUUUGGCAUACUUAGCUACGUUCAGAUAUAGAGGAUUAUGUCUGGCUCAAGUCUGAAGUAGAAGGUGAAGAGGGCGAGACUUUAGGCAGAUCCAUCAGGCAAACCGGAGAACUUCUGGACAGGCUAUAAGGCUUACUUUGCUGUGGCCAAUGACCGUGCCCCAGGAUUGUCCAAAUCAGACAAUCAAAGGUCAAAGGUAGUCCUAUUUUUAAAAUGUUGCUUUAAUCAACUGGCUCUUUCUUCAUGGGAUGCCUUUUCCUCCAAUCCCAGAUGAAAACUGCCUUCUGGAAAGCUUCUUCAUCUAAAAAUUAUUUUCCUGGUGGUGAAGUAGUACCAGCAUCACAUGCUGUAGUGAGUAACUGCUGGAAAUGCUGCUCUUUUCAUCAGUUCUUUACGUUGCUGAAUCUGUAACUCCAGCAUCUUGAGUUUUUGAAAGUUCAAUCUUGUCAUGAGGUUACAUCUUCAUCAUUCAGAUCUUCUCAGUGUGUCUUGUAUAACUCGGUUAUCAAGUUUUCAAUGUGAUUUCAAUAUUCUCUACUGCUUUCUUGUAUUAUUUUAAGCUGUUCUUGAGGUUUUACAGGGGAGGUCCCACAUGUUGGCCCUGGUCAGCUCUCCAGUGUGAUCUCCUCUGUCUGAGGUAACAGUUUCUGUAUCAUCUAUCAUGUUUUGUGUUUCCUUUGUGUGUGUGUGGGGGGGGGAGAAAUUCAGCAUUUUCCAUUAGAAUUUGUUCCUGAUGAUCAAUUUAUAAUCAUCCAAGCAGUUUCCUUUUUGUUCCUGGAUUCUGUUUUGCCCACUCACUGGGAGCCUAUAUGCACAAUUUAUAAUAGUUGUAGUUGGUUUUCCUGUUUAUAACACGUUGAUGGUUUCAUGCUCUUGUUCUUUUUGUGUUGUGGUUGUACUGAGUAGGUUAGCCUGCAACAUUAGUUUGAAAAUUCUAUACCUCAUCUUUCUCAUAUUUUAGGAGAUUCUUAUUCUUGCAUAAUAAGCCCCUCUCUCCUGAAGUCUAGACUUCUCUCCUGGGAGAUUCUAGUUGCUCCCUGAGUUGCUUAGCAGGCCUGCAGAGGCCUUUAGCACUUUCCAGUUUCAGAUUAUGUGUUUUCACAUUUUUCUAAGCUGCAAGGUUCUUCCUGUGAAGUACAAGCAGCUUACCCAGAGUUUAAAACAACCUAUACUUAAUUAUCUGUCUUUUUAUUCGUAGAUUUUUCAUAUAAUAAAUGAAACUAAAAGUAGUCAAUUCUUGAUCAACAUGUAGAAUAUUUUAGUCAAUAUUCUCUUCUGUGCAUACUUGGUAAGAAAGGCAUUUGCCAUUGAGAAUAUAUUUGAUUGAGAUAUCUUUAUUUCCGAGGUAUAUUGAGAGAUAUUUUUGCCUUCUGCCAUCAGACCUGGAACUAUUCCAUUCAUCCAGUUUCCAGAGUCAGGGUACCCAAGGAGCCCAUUACAGCAAUGAAAGUCUUAGAGCACCUGCUUGUCAUACAAACAUCUCCAUCAAGGCCCCAGAGCUGCAGAGUCAAUACCGUCUUCUUUAGCAGUCCUAUAGGCAGCACAGGCACCAAAGGAAACAGGAAAGAGCUGCCUGCUCUUACUGCACUGUUGACUCCUGCUCUACUCAGUGAGGCCAGUUGUGCUCCAUAGAAAGAAAUCUUAAGACUUAGAACUUCCAACAUUGAGCUGAUGCAUGCUGCAAUAUUAGUGGCUACAUGAGGAAUCAGAAGAACAGCAAUGGAACAUAAUCCAGUAGAAAAUGCUGUCUUCUAUAAGUUUAGGAAUUCAUGUGUCUCUUGAGUACUAUGCAAAGAGAUAUCAUUUUGUUUUUGGUGGAGAGGCUACUGCACCAGCUUAAUAUGGACAUGCUUUGAAAUAUGGCAGUUCAGUUUCACUUUUUUUCUGGAUGAGCUAUCCUAAUUUACCUACUCUUAAAGUGGGGAAACUACUGAGAGAAAUCUUAGAGUUUCUUUCCAUGUCUUACAGUGCUAGCAGGUUUGGUAACUCCAAUUUUAAAAGAUGUUUUUAUAAUGUGGUGGUUUUUCUCCUCACUCCAUACAAAUUAGUGCCCACAAGCACUAGGCCAUCAACCUUAUUAAUCUUAUUAACAUCCCAGUCUUAGCAUAAUCCUGCUGUGUUCCUCUUAAAGGCUCUUAUAAUCUUCAUUAUUUUGAAAAGUAGCCCUGAUCUUUGCUUGCAAAAUGUGGAGAAUAACCCUGACUUCCCAACAGUUCUCAAAGAUGAAGCUACCUGGGUUGAAGAGAUGGCUCAGUGGUUAAAAGCACCGAUUGCUCUUUCAAAGGUCCUGAGUUCAAUUCCCAGCAACCACAUGAUGGCUCCAAACCAUCUGCAAUGACAUUUAGUGCCCUCUUUUGGCCUGCAAGCAUACAUGUAGGCAAAGGACUGUAUACAUAAUAAAUAAAUAAAAUCUUAAAAGAAAAGAUGAAGCUACCUAUAGAAGUUUUACAUUGAAGUGUUGUCCCCAGGCUGAAUGGAAAAAAGUAGGGGUGCCACAAAGCCCUGAAACUGCCUGCUUCAAAGGCAGCUAUCUGGAAACGAGACUGGAAUUAUCUCAGAAAGUAAUCCAAGUCAUCUUCCAAACCUGUUCAUUCUGAGUUGAGGGAGAUGACAGCUCUGAGGACUGGAAUAUUCUAGAUCAGGCAUUCUGAACUCAGACUGCUGUUACCUUUGUCUGAUCUUGAAUUUAAAAAAAUGCAGGGCCACGGGUUUGGAUUAGCUGUAGAGCACUUCCUAGUAUGCCGAGGCCCUGGGUGCUAUUCCCAGGUACGAAAAUAAAAAGACGGUAUUAUGCCUUUAACAGGCCAAGAUUUGGAUUCUGCAGCUUCAGGGUGGGGUCUGGCAUGUGUGGUUUGUUUUGAAAGUUCUAGGAUGCCUCCUGUAUAGAAGGUUGAGCCUUUUGCCUGUUUGCAAGGAACCCUUUAAAAGCUUAGUUAAAGGAAUGUUUGUUUAGUAAUUGUUAGUGACAAAACCGAAAGUGAUUGCUAAUACUGACUAGGCCUCUGGAGAACGGUCCUGCUCAUUUGGCAGAAUUCAGGGUUGUCUUCCACAUGAAAACAAGGACUUGAAGGAGAGCUGAGAGUGACUUGAGUAUGUGUGUAGAAGAAUUUCACACUUGUCACUUUAUUAGCACUUGUGAUUGGGCAAGGGAGUUUUUUGUCUUUGAUCUGCUGAGUAGUUCAAAACAAAAGGAUUCUGGGAAGCUGUCCUUUCAAUUCAGUAUGAAAUCAAUAGUUCCUUUUUGUGGUCAAACUUUGUCUUGUUGGUCCACAUGCCUUAUGCACAGAAUACGGGUCGGCCCAUUUACUGCCAGCAGCAUGGGCAAAGGCUGUGGUUACUCUUUUGUCACAUGUCAGCAGUGGCACAGCUCCGAUAGAAGAGUUUUCAUAAUGCUCCCGUGGGAAUGACCUGGAAAGCCUAAGCCUUCCUAGAGAAGGAAUUUUGGAACUUAAAAGCAUGUGUGUUUCUUCCUACCAACCCUGUAGAAAGGGCAUACCAACUCUGUCAUCCAGGGUACUUAGAAUGACCAUGAUGCCCUGGAGCCAAACAAAUCAUGUUAUGAUAUCAAACGUCUCAUCAAGCAAACAGCAAGGUGCACUCUGGGUUGGAUCCUCUAGACCUCUAACCUUGUGCUCUAACCUUGUGGUUCCAUAGAAAAAUAAGAUCUCUUUUGAUUUAAAGGGAAAAAAAGGUUAUCUCAUCUGUAUGGAAGCAGUUUCAUCUAGAGCAAAGACCAGUCCCUUCCAAAACAAAGAUCUGCUUCCCAUUGCCCUCCACCAUCUCUCCCUUGCCUUGUCUCCAGUACAAGUGAAUGUGAUCGUGUCAGAUAGUUAAUGUGAACCAUUGGUUCCCUGGUACAGAAACAGCACUGAGAUCAGAGAACAAUUGAGCAUCAUCAGAGGUGCAGAGCAUCCUUCUGUAACCUGCCUUGUUCCCUCCACAAGUUCGAAGAAAACUCAAAGUAGCCCAGAGAUGACAUCACCAUUCAUCUAAAAUGUCAUCUGCAGAGAGGGCUGCUGGGGUGGCAGCUUGCUGAGCCGAUCCUUACAGCGGAGAAACUUGGGUGCUUGAGAGCCUCACUCCUGCAUUUGGAUGUUGACUCUUAAGAUAGGGCAGGCCCUCUCCUGUGUGUUGACUUUGAGCUCUUCAGUUGUUUUUUUAAAGUGACUUUGCUUUGCCAGCAUCAGCUGCUGUGUUCUAAGGCAGUAAGUUGAAUGAAACUCGUGGCCAAGAGUUUACUUUAGAAGCAACAUAUCUGACAGCUAAAAUGACUUCACCCCCUUUUGAAAACCUAGUUUAGCCGGGCGGUGGUGGCGCACGCCUGUAAUCCCAGCACUCGGGAGGCAGAGGCAGGCGGAUCUCUGUGAGUUCGAGGCCAGCCUGGUCUACCAAGGGAGUUCCAGGACAGGCUCCAAAGCUACAGAGAAACCCUGUCUCGAAAAACAAAACAAACAAAAAAAAAAAAGGAAAACCUAGUUUGACAGUCCAUAGAAAAGUAUCAUAGGAAUGAAUGUGCUUGCAUCAAACAAAAAAGCAUUCUCUGACGAUUCUCUCAAAAUAGGACCAAAAAACCAACUUUAUCCUCCUUUCAGUUUUCAUACCCAUUUGUCAGAUUAGCAGAUAUCUCUUAUUACUAACUGCUGACAAAUUAUAAAGAGCAAAACUAAAGUUUUGAAUGUUCAUUUUCUAUUCCUAAGCAGGGCAUGCUAUAGCUGUGGCCCAUUUGAAACACGUGGGCAGCAAGCCUUGGGGAACAUUAAAAGGAGGGUCUAUCUGUUGUGCUGCUUUUUGAGAAGGCCUAAAAUAGGUAUGAGAAGACACAUCAUCAUUAAAAGGGCACAAGAGAAUCUCUAAAUGUCCCGGUCUACCUUCAACUCUUGGCCAGUGGGACAUGUUUCUGACUAUGCAUGCUGUAUAUGCUGAAGAAACGGAGCCGGCAAAAGAAGUGACUAGCAUGAGGCACCGAGGGGUUUCCACUGAAAGCACUUUCAGAAAGGGCCAUCCUGGCCUUCGUGGAUAGGUCCAUGCAAGGGCAGAUGGGGGCUCAUUAUGAUCAUUCUACUUGCAGGCCAUGGAAGAACAGAGGAUCGAUGCUUUUCCGUUUUGUGGGUAUUCAAUCUGUGGAUAUAGAAGUUAGUGCUGGAAGCGCUUUAUUUAAAAUAUAACUUCACAGUAGGGCCAUUUUCUUCUAGCCUUUCUUUUCUUUUUUCUUUUCUAACCUAAAUCCACCUGGUCCUUCUUUUUUGGCAUGUUUUCCUAUGCCCACUCUGAUAAUGAAAUGAGAAGAGCACAAAGAUUCAGUUUCUGGAAAGCAAUUUUGAAAGCAGGAUAGGGAUUCAACUCGCAAUGAUGGACUUUCUGGUGAACUUUUUCUAGAGGGCUGACAGUGUAUUUGGGGGAAUUUUAUAGAAAAUGACAUCAAAGUGUUUUAGCUGUGAACAUUACAGACUAGGAAUUAUCUGCUACAUUUCUGUGCAAUCAGGAAAACUGCAGUAGGAACCCUAAAGUGCUCUCUCCUCCUCACCUUUCACUUAAUGCUCACCUUUGGAUAGCUGUUUAGAUCGCUAUUUAUUGUAAAUUUAUUGUAAACCUAGCCUUGUGCUUUCCUGCCCUUUACUAAUAUUUAACAUGUUGUUUUUCUCUAAGCUUUUUUUUUUAUUUUUACAAAAUUGAAAAUAAAAAGAUGCGCUGGUCGAGCUA
This is a messenger RNA of Microtus ochrogaster (prairie vole), 9391 nucleotides long. RefSeq names its product solute carrier family 9 member A7 (gene Slc9a7). Gene Ontology annotation, biological process: sodium ion import across plasma membrane; proton transmembrane transport; regulation of intracellular pH. Gene Ontology annotation, molecular function: potassium:proton antiporter activity; sodium:proton antiporter activity. Gene Ontology annotation, cellular component: plasma membrane; recycling endosome. The record is from RefSeq and is a predicted model, not a curated record. Lineage: Eukaryota; Metazoa; Chordata; Mammalia; Rodentia; Cricetidae. The transcript is spliced from 16 exons. Bases 164 to 2287 code for a protein of 707 amino acids.